AUGGGCGAAACGAACCCUAUAGAUGGCAGUGGCCAUUUACGGCCUAUUGUCAUUGGGAACGUAGCAGGUGCGAUGGAGGAGGCUCCAGAUGCGAUGUAUCGUAUGGUCAAUGGUAGAAAGCAUCUCGACGCGAUAACUGGCGAUUGGGCGGCGGAGUUAAAUAUUGCCUGGAACGCAAUCCGGAAAUAUCAGGAUCCAACCAAGGGAUACGAGCCAGGUUUUCUCGAUCAGCUUGACGCUUCAAUUGAUACCAUUGUUUCGCGAGGCAUCAAGGUUGUCUCUAAUGCCGGGGUCUUGAAUGUCGUAGAAUGUGCAAAACAGACGAAAGAGAUUUGCUUGAAGCAUGGCUACGAUAACCUUGUCGUGGCAUAUGUGGAAGGAGACAAUAUCUCGGACAUUGUUACCGAUCGAGAAAAACUGAAAAGUAUAGGGGGGAUCAGACAUUUAGAUCAUCUAGACCAAAAUCUUGAAGAUUGGAAUAAACCAUACUGCGGGGUAGCAUAUUUUGGUUGUGGCGGCAUCGUGGAGGCACUGAGACAAGGUGCCGACAUCGUGAUAUGUGGACGAGUGACUGAUGCCAGCCCUGUUAUUGCGCUAGCAGCAUGGUGGCAUAACUGGAAGGUCGACGACUGGGAUGCUCUGGCUAAUGCACUUGUUGCGGGGCAUUUGAUUGAGUGUGGCCCUUAUGCUACAGGAGCGAAUUUUUCAGGGUUUAAGGCCUAUCUCGACGACUUUUACGACUUGGGUUUCCCCAUCGCAGAGAUUGAUGUUGACGGUUCAUCAGUGAUAACAAAACACGAUGAGGCCCGAGGUCAUGUCGAUGAGCUCAAUCUAAGAGCCCAGUUUCUCUAUGAAAUUCAAGGACAUAUCUACUUGAACCCAGAUGUAUCUGCGAAUAUUGAAAACGUUCGCAUCGAGAAUGUACCACAUAGCAAGAACCGCGUCCGGGUUUUAGGGGCGAAAGGAAGUCCACCUCCAUCUACCACAAAAGCUAUUGUAUGUUCUAUUGGCGGUUAUCAAGCCGAAGCAGUGUUCUAUAUCAACGGACUUGAUAUCGAUGCGAAAGAGCAACUUCUCCGCCGACAGUUGACAUACGCGUUCCGAAACUCUAACUUUUCAGAUUUGAGUAUUAUACGCUAUGGAUCCGCGACAGAGAAUCCAAGAAGUCAAGCGGCUGGAACUGUAAGUGUGCGGGUUUUGGCGAAAGCUGAAACAUUGGAUGAUAUUUCCUUUAAGAAGUUCCGGGAGCCGAUAUAUGCUCUUCGGAUGCAGCUAUACCCUGGCUAUCACAUGGGUCUUGACUUUAGAACGAUGGAUCCUAGAAUGUUUAUGCAAAUAUUUCCUGGAUUGAUUGAGAUGAAGAAUCUACCUCAUCGUGUUGUAUUAGGGGAGCGAAUUAUAAAUAUCGAACCUCAUAAAAUAACAGCACCUGCGCCACUGCAACGUCCCUCUUACGAAACCGCGAACCCUCAACUAUUACAGUCAUUUGGGCCAACCAGAAAAGAGCCAUUGGGAUCUAUUGUUCAUGCACGAUCAGGAGAUAAGGGAAACAAUGUGAACGUGGGGUUCUUUGUGCGCUCACCGGAGGAAUAUACAUGGCUACAGACGUUCCUUACCGUGUAUAGGAUUAAGCGCCUAUUUGGGGACGAUUGGAAUGACUCCUCAAGGAUUGAACGAUGUGAGUUCCCACAUAUUCUGGCAGUUCAUUUUCGUGUGCUGGAUUUCUUAGGAGGAGGUGGUGCAAGUUCUACCCGGAUUGACAGCUUGGGAAAAGGCGUUGCCGAGUACUUACGGAGCCGGGUGGUGGAUAUCCCAGAGAAAUUCUUACAGAACCCUAUAGCUUAA
Molecule: messenger RNA, 1845 nt
Organism: Talaromyces proteolyticus
Lineage: Eukaryota; Fungi; Ascomycota; Eurotiomycetes; Eurotiales; Trichocomaceae
Product: duf1446 domain-containing protein
Exons: 2
Coding region: 1-1845 (614 amino acids)
Source: RefSeq, a predicted model, not a curated record